AUGAUGGCUUCUCAUAGCCCUCUGCAUCUCGCCGGUCGCUCGUAUCCUGACCAUCUCCUCCAUUCCCCCCUCCCGUUUCUGCCAGGCUGUGCGCCCAGGGCUGCUGUUGCCAUCCGCCUGCCAUCUGAUACCAGCAACCGGUGCGCAGUGGGUUAUGUGAAGGAUGCACAAGGCAACUGCGUUGACUCGUGCACGGUGCGCAACUGCGGCAUCAACGCGAGGUGCCUCAAGAGCCAGGCGGGCUGGGCGGACUGCGUGUGCGACAGGGGCUUCAAGCUGCUGCCCGAUGCGUCGUGCGCUCAUCUGUGUACCGCUGAGGACUGUGGGGAGAACGGGUACUGUGAGGAGGACCAAGGAGCCUCCUCCUGUCAUUGCAACACUGGCUUUGAAAAGACCGCGGAUGGCUGUGUUGAUACGUGUGUGCUUCAGGCGUGUGCUGGAAACGGCCAGUGCGUGAAGGACGAGAACGGGGUGGCGUUCUUUGCGUGUGCUGGAAACGGCCAGUGCGUCAAGGACGAGGAGGGGGUGGCAUCCUGUGUCUACACCUGUGUGCUCCAGGAGUGUGGUGAGAACGGCCAGUGCGUACAGGAUGGGGAUGGGGUGGCGUCCUGUGUUUGUGACCCUGGCUUCACGCUGCGGGAUGAUGGCAAGUCUUGCCAUGACAAUUCGCCCAACGGGCCACCUUCUUUUGUUGAUCUGCCACCUGCUGCUAUCAACCACCCCUGCCCAGCGGGCGAAGAGAGGGAUGCAGACGGCAACUGCGUUGACUCGUGUGUGGUACGCAACUGUGGCCCCAAUGCGAACUGCCUCAAGAGCGAGGCAGGCUGGGCGAACUGCGUGUGCGAAAGGGGCCUCAGGCUGAUGCCCAAUGCGUCCUGCUCUCACUCGUGCUCAAUAAUGGACUGCGGGGAGAACGCGUACUGUGAGAAGGAGCAGGAGCUCGCCGUCUGUCACUGCAACUGGGGCUACGCCAUGACCGACACCGGCUGUGUUGGUCAGUGCUGUGCUGCAAUGCGUGAAGAAUCUGUCUGUGGCUUCGUGCCAGAUGAUACAAUGCUAUACAAGCUGAGAGGAUGCGUUUUAUGUGCUGCAGAAGGAUGGCAUGACGUGGCAGAUUACCAUGGCUGCAUGGUGUAG
This is a messenger RNA of Closterium sp. Naga37s-1, 1137 nucleotides long. Lineage: Eukaryota; Viridiplantae; Streptophyta; Zygnematophyceae; Desmidiales; Closteriaceae. The record is from the annotation of a GenBank genome assembly.